Messenger RNA from Conger conger (European conger), 2796 nucleotides. Its product is annotated as mRNA decay activator protein ZFP36L1-like. The transcript is spliced from 2 exons. The record is from RefSeq and is a predicted model, not a curated record. Gene Ontology annotation, molecular function: mRNA binding; metal ion binding. NCBI's taxonomy places the organism in Eukaryota, Metazoa, Chordata, Actinopteri, Anguilliformes, Congridae. Bases 74 to 1264 code for a protein of 396 amino acids.
UGUGGUCGGUUGGUGUGGUCACGCAAUCACAAUUGCAUACAUACUGUUGGGAACUUCCAGAACUAUCGCCACAAUGCCAUCCGACUUCCUAACACCGUUCCUGGAACUGGAUGAUGAAUUUUGCAAGAAUUUCCGAAGCCUGGACAUGACAGCUGGCGUAGGACCCACCACACCGAAACAACGCGCUGUGGGAUUUCAGCGCCGGCACUCCAUGUGCCCAGUGACCCUCCCCAACUCCAAGUUCAACAGUUGCGGCAGCGCCGACCCCGUCAGCGAGCUGGUCUGCUGGCCUCUGCAGCAAGGAAACCAAAACUGGAACCGUGGACAACAGCAAUUGCCCAGAUCGUCUAUCAACCAGAUACCAUUUCGAGUGGACCGUUCGGUCAGCAUGAUUGAGAGUCAUGUGAGCAGCUAUGGAACCGGCGAACAGGCGCUCCCCACGCCGCCGCUUCUGCCGCCGCCAGGGUUGAGCAUCAGCACGAGCUCCUUGUCACCUCCAAAGUCUCCUGCCUCCACUCCGCCUAUCUCUACGCGCUACAAGACAGAGUUGUGUCGCACUUAUGAGGAAAGCGGUACGUGUAAAUACGGAGCAAAGUGCCAGUUCGCUCACGGCAUGGAUGAGCUUCGAGGUCUUAGCAGACACCCCAAGUACAAAACCGAGCCCUGUCGCACCUUCCACACCAUCGGUUUCUGCCCCUACGGCGCGCGCUGUCACUUCAUUCACAACGCGGACGAGCAGCAUGGUCCGGCUGGCGACGUGCCACCGCAACGUCAACAGAUGCGAGAACGCCCCCAGUUAUUGCGUCAGAGCAUUAGUUUCGCUGGGUUCUCGUCUCAAGCACACGCCGGGUUCCAGGCGGUCCCAGAGCCCCUAACAUUUUCCAGAGCUUCUUCGGUAUCCCCUCCUCCUUCCACCGGCAGCCCAGACCUGCUUUCCCCAAUAUUCCCAGAGCCGGGCGCUCUGAAACACAGCUACCCAUUCUCCACCGACCUCGGCAAUGAUCAGCCUCCAAACCCGCGCUUUUACGCGAUCACUGACACUAAAAGCUACAGCGGCUGUGCGCUGAAGUGCGCAGUCCCGAGUCGCCCCCGCAAUGCGUUCACCUUCAGUGGGCUGACAAUGCUGCAAAGAAGUGCGUCCGCGGACUCUCUCUCUGACCAAGAAGGCUACACCAGCUCCAGUAGCCUCAGCGGUUGCGAUUCUCCCAGUUUCGAAGGCAGACGACUUCCCAUUUUCAGCCGCUUGUCUGUCUCAGACGACUAAACCUAUGUGCAUAUUGCAUUUUCCUCGAAGCAGUUCUGGCGGUGCUUUGUUUAGUGAAUAACUAGCUAAACUUUGAAAUCUGACAAUGUAUACUGUUGUAUACCCGUUUUAGCUAUCAUGGGUACUUUGCGUAGCUUUAUACGAUAUUAUUGUUUUCUGAAAAAAAAGAGAGAGUUCUGUUCAAGAAUUUUCUGUACCCAUUUUAUAGUUUUGAAAAAAAUAUAGUAAUAAAAAAGGACGUGUAUUUGGGCUAACCACAAACAUCAAAGUUUUAAAAGGCUGGUAUUUUGCAGCGGUGGCUUAUCGCACGUGACGUAAAAUAUAAGAGCUUUCAGUGGUUUACUCCAAGGCACAUGCCCCCUUACUUUUGUAUUUUUUAUUUUAUUUCUUUUUCUUUUAACCAAAGCUGAAAAGAAUAUGUGAAGUCUCGUCGGCAGAGUUCAUAUUAAUCUUAUGUUUAUUCCAAAAUGUACUGUAAGUAAAUCGUAGCCUUUAGUAAAGGCGUCUAAUGGACAGUAUUAUAAAAUAGUCUAACCAUAGGGCUUUUUUGUGGUUUAUUUAUAUUUUUAUGUUGUCCCACAUAAAUAAUUUCUUUUUUCAAGGCUGUGUAAGUUCUCUAAUAUGCUGAAACAUGCUUUACCCAGUUAAAUUUUAAGUGCAUUGUUUGAGCUAUUUUGUAGCUUUAAGAAGAAGAAAUAUAGACUUCCUUGAAUGUAGGAUGCCAUCUCAGGAUUUUAACUAGCACCACCCUUUAAGCAAAUGGGAGUUGUGUUUAUAUUCCACCUUGUUAAAUCAAACUACAGGCCCAUUGCUCUUCCUGUCCAUUUAACAAUCUAACUUUGCCCUUGAUAGGUUGUCCAUUUGUAAUAACGCUUGUAGUUAUAUUGCAAUGUCUCCCCCAAAACCAACAGUAUAAUAGUUUGUGGUGUGAUCUUAAGUGCAUUACAUUAUCUGGUUGCAGGCAUCUGAAACAAAUGAACAUGGGUCUUAGAAAUUGUGGUCUAUGCUAAGUUGAGAGAGCGAUAGUCAUUGCACAGCUGUCAGUUUUCCUGAGAUUUAAACGUCUCUUGUCUUUCGCAUGGCCGGAGGAUGUGACCAGGUGCUUACUCAUGACAAAUAACUGCCAGAAUGGUUGAUUUUUAAAAAGAAAAUGUAAUGAAAACUUCAGAACUGUUAACUUUUGGAGAGUGUAGUGUUUUUAAAAAAAUGUUUUCCAUGUACAUAGUUUGUUUUUAAGUUGUUUUCACUAGUGAGCCUUGAGCUUAUUUUGUAGUGCAACUGUGAUCAUUUACUUUUGCCUUAACUUUGUGACUGAAAAGACAAGCUUUUGCAUUUUGUUAACUUAAAAUCUAUUUAUUUCACGUUCUUGUUAUUAAAGCAAAACUAUAUUUUGUGUUGGUUUAUAUUAUUUGUUUUUUUUAUAUAUAUAAUUUAAGUGUAUUGUUUACAUUCCACGGGAAGGAUAUCCCUCUUUUUAUCUUAAUAUAUUUUUUACACCUUUGUUCUGAAAUAAACCUGUCAUUCAAAAACAA